Molecule: messenger RNA, 5305 nt
Organism: Dryobates pubescens (Downy woodpecker)
Lineage: Eukaryota; Metazoa; Chordata; Aves; Piciformes; Picidae
Gene: PDE3B
Product: phosphodiesterase 3B
Exons: 16
Coding region: 428-3799 (1123 amino acids)
Biological process (GO): signal transduction
Cellular component (GO): membrane
Molecular function (GO): protein kinase B binding; 3',5'-cyclic-AMP phosphodiesterase activity
Source: RefSeq, a predicted model, not a curated record
UGGCAGUUAGCGCGCGGCCGCUCCCGGGGCGCGUGCCGCCGCAGGGGCUUCCGCGCGCGCCGUGCGCAGCGGCGUGAUGGGGGGGGGAGGUGGCGGCGACGGGCGGGCCGGCGGAUGGGGCUGUUCCUCGGCGCGCUCCCACCCCCGCCGGGGCUUUGCCCGCGGCUGCUGCUGCCGGGCUGGCGCUGGGAGGCGACAGCGAGUCCCCGCCGCUGGAUCUGGUCGGGGAAAGCGAACGAGCAAGCGAGACUUUUACCUUUUCUCUCUUUUCCCGUCGUUACCCACCAUGCUGCAGACGCCGCUGCCCGCGGAGGAGAAGCGGCGGCUCAGCCCGGCGCCUUUCUCCUGAGGAGAUGAGGGAGGCGCGGCCGGGACAGAGCUAGCGCGACCCGCGCCUCUCCCUCGUCCUCCCGCGUCCCCGACCACCAUGAGGGAAGAGAGAGAGGCGGCCGCCACGGCCGCCUCCCACCACGGACCUAGCAAAGCCCCGCAGCACUGCCAGCAGCCGGACGGCGGCGGGGCGGCUGCCCUCCCGGCGCUCCCCGGCGGCAGCGGUAGCCCGGAGACCCUACGGAACGGCUACGUGAAGAGCUGCGCGACCCCUCUGAGGCAGGACUCCCCGAAGAGCUUCCUCUCUCUGCUGCUGUUCCCUACCACCACCGCCGUCUCCUCCUCCUCCCGGGCUCUGUUCAGCCUCGGCGCCUUGGCCGCUGCUGUCCUCUUGCUCCUGGCCUUUCACGGCUGGGGCAGCGCCGGGGGCCAGCAGGACGGGAGCAGCUGGCGGAGCCCCUGGCCGCUGCACGCCUUGCUGUGCCUGUCUUGUUGCCUCAGUCCCCUCUUCAGCAUCGCUUGUGCCUUCUUCUUCCUCACCUGCUACCUGACCGGCGGCAGGCGCGGGGAGCACGGCAGCGGCACGACCCGCUGGUGGCUUCUGACGCUUCCCGUGUGCUGCUACUUGGGGGACUUCCUGGCAUUUCAGUGGCUGCUGCCCGCGGAGGGGCAAGGAGAAGAACCCCAGCCCCUCGCCGAGCCGCAGGUGGUCCUGGGCAGGCUCCUGACUGUGCUGGGCUCGGUGGCGGCGCUGACCUUGCUGCAGAGCUCCCUGAAGUUGCGCCGGAGCCUCCUCGUCUUGGUCUUCUCCAGCCUGGUGUGGCUGGUGUCUCUCACCAGCCUUCACUCUCUCCCCCAAGCCCUCAGACCGCUGCUGGCCGGCUCGGUGGGGGUGGCAGGCUGCCUCCUGGCACUCUGUGGUGGAGAGCACGGCAUCCUCUCGGCUCAGAGCCGAGGACCGCACCACCAGCAUCAUCACCACCCACGGCUCUCCGGCGUGGAGGAAAAAGUGCCUGUGAUCCGACCCAGGAGGAGAUCUAGCUGCGUAUCCUUAGGGGAAACUUCGGCCAGCUACUAUGGCAGCUGCAAAAUGUUUAGGAGACCCUCGUUGCCUUGCAUUUCCCGAGAGCAGAUGAUACUUUGGGAUUGGGAUUUGAGGCAGUGGUACAAACCCUAUUACCAGAAUGCUGGCAAUGGAAAUGGAGUUGAUCUUUCAGUACUAAAUGAGGCUCGGAGCAUGCUAGCAGACCUCCUGGCUGACCCAUCCCUUCCACCACAAGUGAUUUCUUCCCUUCGAAGCAUUAAUAGUUUGAUUGGUGCUUUCUCAGGCACAUGCAGGCCAAAGGCUAGUCCCUUCACACCGUUUCCUGGUUUCUUCCCCUGUCCUGAAAUAGAGGAUCCUGCUGAAAAAGGAGAUCGGAAGCUGCUCAAGGGAUUAAGCAGGAAUAGCCUGCCAACACCCCAGCUGAGACGAAGUUCAGGAGUUUCUGGCAUUCCACCCAUAGAAUCAACAGCUUCUAGAUGGGAACGGAGUAACAGCAAGAGAUCACAUCAGGAAUAUAACACAUCGAGCCAAGGAUCUCAUUCAAAUGGGUCUUUUGGUGCAAACCUGCUGACAAUCCCAAAGCAAAGAUCAUCCUCUAUGACACUGGCUCACAUAGGUCCCAGGCGAGCAGGUGCUUCUCCUGGCCUGAGUCCUGUGGGGUCACCUAGCCAUGGAUCUGUCUCCAGUGGGGCUUUCAGCAACUGGUCGCCUGUAGAGUUUCCUGAUACCGCUGAUUUUCUUACAAAACCAAGCAUUAAUAUCUAUAAGCCUGCAGGAUACACAUUUAGUUCUCCAGAUAUUCAGCAGCAAGUUAAAACACCUAUAGGUUAUGUGUGUAGCAGCUGUGGACGUCAGAUUCUCAAGCCUAUGCCAACACCUGAAGCAGAAUUUGCAGAAUAUAAAGACAGAAAAUCAGGUGAAACUGGAAGUGCUAGUGUUCCAAAUGAUUCUUUCCACCAUAUAGAGAAGAAGAAAGAUGAAAGGAAGGAAAUGCUCGAUCAAACACAAAACAACAUCCUUGUGGAGCAGAAUCCUACAUUAGAAACAGCUUUGUUAGACCAUGAUUCUCUAAUGGAGAAGAUGAACAAUUGGAAUUUCCAAAUUUUUGACCUUGUACAAGAAAUGGGAGACCAGUCUGGAAGGAUCCUUAGCCAGGUAACUUAUACCUUGUUUCAAGACACUGGCCUGUUUGAGAUUUUCAAAAUCCCAACUCAAGAAUUCAUGAAUUACUUCCGUGCUCUAGAAAGUGGCUACCGAGAUAUUCCCUAUCACAAUCGUAUACAUGCUACAGAUGUUCUCCAUGCAGUAUGGUAUCUGACCACACGGCCCAUCCCUGGAUUUCAGCAAAUCCACAAUGAGCAUAUCAUGGAAAGUGAUAUGGAUGAAGGCAGUGGUAUUGCACCUGUUCAAGUCAGCUAUAUUUCUUCAAAGAGUUGUUCUAUUGCUGAUGAUAGUUAUGGUUGCCUGGCAUCAAACAUUCCUGCUUUGGAAUUGAUGGCUUUAUAUGUAGCAGCUGCCAUGCAUGAUUAUGAUCAUCCUGGUCGUACAAAUGCUUUUCUAGUGGCUACAAAUGCACCUCAGGCUGUUCUCUACAAUGACAGGUCAGUCUUAGAAAAUCACCAUGCUGCUUCUGCCUGGAAUCUUUUCUUAUCACGACCAGAAUACAACUUCUUGUCCAAUCUUGAUCAUGUAGAAUUCAAGCGUUUUCGUUUCUUAGUGAUUGAAGCGAUCCUUGCCACAGAUCUUAAGAAGCACUUUGAUUUCCUUGCAGAAUUUAAUGCCAAGGUCAAUGAUAUCAACAGUCAUGGCAUAGAAUGGAGCAAUGAAAAUGAUCGUCUGCUGGCCUGUCAAAUAUGCAUCAAACUGGCAGAUAUUAAUGGCCCAGCAAAAGUUAGAGAGCUGCAUCUGAAAUGGACAGAAGGCAUUGUUAAUGAAUUUUAUGAACAGGGUGAUGAGGAAGCAAGUCUUGGAUUGCCUAUCAGCCCCUUCAUGGAUCGUUCUUCUCCACAGCUUGCAAAACUGCAGGAAUCUUUCAUCACUCAUAUAGUUGGCCCCCUUUGUAAUUCCUAUAAUGCAGCUGGGUUGCUUCCAGGGCAAUGGGUUGAUGAAGAGGAAGAGGAUACAGAAAGUACUGAAGACGAUGAUGGAGCACAGUUAGAGAGUGAUGAUGAAGAAAUGGAAGAUGAUCUUAUUUUAAAAGCUCAAAGGAAAAAGGGUAGAAGAAUAUUUUGCCAGCUAAUACAUCAUCUCAGUGAAAAUCACAAAAUAUGGAAGAAAGUCAUUGAAGAGGAAGAAAAAAAUAAAGCUGAAGGAGCUAAACUGCUGACUGAGAUAUCAUCUUUACCUCAACCAGAUGAAAUUCAGGUUAUUGAGGAAGCUGAUGAAGAAGAUGAACGACAACUAGGAGAAGAAAAGACAUGCUAAGAAAACUUCAGUGGUGUCCAGUAUGACGAUAGCCUACUUUUGUUUUCACUGUGCUGACUUUAGCCUGACACAGUUCACAUAAAAUUGAAAGGCCUUAAUACUGUGAGAGGAUUCUUUCUACUCUAGUGGAAUCCCACUCCUAUGCACUUUCACCACACAGAAUAUGAAACUUUAUUAAAAGACUGAGUAUUGUAUACCCUGAUGCAAAGUUCUUUAUGCCUUAGUUGGUAUAAAAUAUCCUGAUAUAAUGCUGCCUUGCUGAAUAUGGAACUCUUCUUUUCCUUGAGGUACCUGCAAUUUAUAAAAACAUUCAGUGACUUCAAUUACCAAAGUGGCAAGAACUUUUUGCUAACAAGGAAAUAUGGGAUGAAUCCUAAUAUUGAUGUUCAUUUCAUGUUGUUUUUGAACAUGAAUGAGAAAAGUCUGUGCCUAUAUGAAAACUGUGUUACUGUUGCAGUGCAAGCCUGUUGUGGGGUGUCUACUUAGUGCAGUAGUGUGCUUAACGUAGCCAUCUCAGAGCAACUGUUCAAGGACUGUGACAUAAAUGCUGAAUUCUGAUAUUUGUGGUUUAAAAAAAAAAAAAAAAGAAAAGAAAAAAUCCAGGUGCAUCUAUUUCUGAUGCUUUUUAUUAUUGUGCAUAAUCUGAUGUUUUAUUUUUGCAGAAAAUAUUCAGGUUUGCAGUGGGUGUUCAUGAUAAUUCAUUGAAUACAAGGCCAUUAUUAUCUGUUGCCUUGCUGUUUUGUGGUAGAACAUUAAAAACCUGUUCAGCUACUUAAAUUAUUAAGAAAUUGUUUUCUUUUAGUCAUAAUGCUAUAUUUCCUCCCCUUACUCAGGUUCCUGUUUAAAACCAAGUCAACCACAUCACAGAUUUUUAUCUUCCAUGAAUUUUGGGUAUUAAAUUUGAAGGAAAUAAGAUGGUAUUUCAUUUAUUCUUUGUAUGUAAAACUAUAGGAGAAUUCAAGAGAUCAAAAAAAAGAUAAGAAGACACAAACUACUGGUUUACAAUGGCUAGUGUAUUCCAAUAUGUUCCACAUCUUUUCCUCCAUCACAGACAUAGCCUAUAUUGCCUUCAAGUUUGAUCUACAUCCUGAAGCAUACACAUGGCAAGCAGAAUGUCGAAACUUUGUGUAAAGCCUAAUAGCAAGGUAAACAUCACUGUACUAUAUUACAUUUUAGAUACCGAGGUUUUCAAUAAGAUGCUUAGACAUUUGACACAAAUGUGUAUUAGGAACAUGACCAUUGUAGGUCAAAAUUUUUUAAAAAAAUAAAAAAAUUAGGCUACAAAUCUGUAACCAAGCCACAAAUAGAGCUAAGUUUAAAAGUGCACCUUUUAGUACUAAACAUUUAUAUGCUGUGCAGUGGAAUUGAAUAAAAACAAAUGCACACGUGUGCAAAUUGCUAAAUGUAUCUUAGCAUAUUUGUGUUUACAUUUGCAUCAGCUGACUUGAAAAAAGAGAAGGCAACAUUCCUAAAAGAACCUUGUGUAAAUUGUAUUGCGCUGUUUUA